Molecule: messenger RNA, 402 nt
Organism: Brugia pahangi
Lineage: Eukaryota; Metazoa; Nematoda; Chromadorea; Rhabditida; Onchocercidae
Source: the annotation of a GenBank genome assembly
AUGUGUUGGUUUAUAAAGAUGUCACAAUGUAAUGAUAUAUUAUCAGAAUAUGCAAAAAGCAAUAAAUGGUUCUUCUGUAGUGGUGGUACUACUGAAAAGUAUGAGAAAGUUUGUCGUGUGGAACGUGGAUGCAGCUGUACGAUAUUUAUAAGUGAACCGAAAUGUUGCUGUGUUGGGCAAUCGGUUAGUGAAAUACCGGGAAAUUUAACCGAUAAUGUUCGCCGUCUAUUACUCUAUAAUGUAGGAAUUAGUCAUAUUCGUGAAAAUGCUUUCAGUAGGUAUCAACAUCUGGAGGAAAUUGUUAUCGAAGAUUCGGAUGCAUUACAAUCAAUUAACGCUGAUGCAUUUGGCAAUCUAUAUAAUCUUGGCAAACUGUUAGUUCAGAUCUGUCAGUGGAUGUAA